Molecule: messenger RNA, 1187 nt
Organism: Penaeus monodon (black tiger shrimp)
Lineage: Eukaryota; Metazoa; Arthropoda; Malacostraca; Decapoda; Penaeidae
Product: UDP-galactose/UDP-glucose transporter 7-like
Exons: 7
Coding region: 136-1131 (331 amino acids)
Cellular component (GO): Golgi apparatus
Molecular function (GO): antiporter activity
Source: RefSeq, a predicted model, not a curated record
ACACAAACACAAAACACAUUGUGUUCUUCCAUUUUGCGAUCCCGUGAAAGCCUUGAUAAAGUGUUGACCAUCGCCCAUUGUGUACACACUGUCACGUCACUUUUGACUGCAAAUGUUGGGGAGACAACCACGAAAAUGCCGACUACAGCACAGGCAACUGCCGUAGCAGCUGCGGUGCUGUAUGGGAGUCUCUCAUUGUCAAUGGCAUUUGUCAACAAAGCUGUGAUAAGUCAAUAUAAAUUUAAUUACCCAUUCUUUCUUAUGGCAUGUCAGAUGCUGUUAACAAUGUGUGUCCUGGAGGCUUUGCGUGCCUCAGGAAGAGUAUCCUUGCCACCACUCACAGUUGCAUCUGUAAAAGUUUUCCUUUUACCGUCUUUGUGUUAUUCUUUGCAUGCAACGUUGUCUCUGUUAGCACUUGAAGGUAUGAACAUUCCAAUGUAUGGAGCUUUAAAGAGAUGCACCCCACUAGUCAACCUGCUAUUGGCAGUUGUGUACCUUAAGAAGCCUUUGCCGUCACCUCUACUUAUUACGUCAGUCUUCACUAUCACAUUUGGGUGUUUAAUAGCUGGGCUCUCUGACCCAAGUUUUGAUGGGUUUGCAUAUACUAUGGGAAGCUUAAGUGUUGUGACACAAGCAGUAUACCUUACAUUGGUUCAGCAGUGUGGAGAGAAUCAGUUCUCUCCUCUGCACAUCCUUCAUCUUAAUAGCUGCAUCUCCUUCACUCCGUUUAUGCUCCUGACAUUUGCCUUUGGAGAGGUGGACAAAGUUUUAAGAUUUGAAUAUUUUAAUGAUACAAGAUUCCUAAUAAUCUUGCUGGUGCUACUAGUAUUCGGCCUCUCGCUUAAUUUCUCACUGUUCCUGUGCACAAUGCUCAACUCGGCUUUAACUACCUCUAUUAUUGGUGUUAUCAAGUCUGUCCUCCAAACAAUCAUUGGCUUUUUCGUCUUUGGGGGUGUGGUGUUUGAUCCUGUCAAUUUAACUGGCAUUGUGUUAAACACGGUGGGAGGCUUCAUGUACACAUAUACAAAAUACAAGGAGGAAUGGAAAAAAAGAGUUAAGAUAGACCUAGGUGAUGCUGGAAUACAGCACACUGGGUGGGAGCUUAAAGAAAAACUUGGAACUAAAAGGUGAUGAAGUUGUACUUUGACAGAGUGAAAGUAAGUGCUUGGGAUGUUUCUAUUUGUGCG